This is a messenger RNA of Vanessa tameamea, 1706 nucleotides long. Its product is annotated as protein disulfide-isomerase TMX3-like. Gene Ontology annotation, molecular function: protein disulfide isomerase activity. NCBI's taxonomy places the organism in Eukaryota, Metazoa, Arthropoda, Insecta, Lepidoptera, Nymphalidae. The record is from RefSeq and is a predicted model, not a curated record. Gene Ontology annotation, biological process: peptidyl-cysteine oxidation. Bases 204 to 1481 code for a protein of 425 amino acids. Gene Ontology annotation, cellular component: endoplasmic reticulum. The transcript is spliced from 8 exons.
CUAAAUUAAAUUAGUCUUAUUGACAGCUAUAAGACAAGAUAUUUGUUAGAUGUAUUUCUAUUUUCUAGUUUCUAUUCAUAUUUAAGUGUUUUGUUUUGCUGUCUUCGAUCCUAUUAAUAUUCAAAAUAUCAUAAAUAAAUAUUUGCUUUAAUUAAUUGCAGUUAACUAAAUAACCAAUUAACUGCUGUAUUUUGUAUGAAACUAUGAAUCUAGUUGUGGGAGCUAUUUUAAUUUUUCUAUUAGGUCUAACUGGCACCUCAUCUUCUAGAGUAUUAGAACUAAGUGAUAAAUUUAUUGAUAUAAGCAAUGAUGGAGUAUGGUUUGUCAAAUUUUAUGCACCUUGGUGUGCUCAUUGUCGAAGGAUGGAGCCUAUCUGGGCACAUGUGGCACAGUCUUUGUACAACACCCCAAUUAAAGUAGCAAAAGUAGACUGUACAAGAUUUACAGCAGUAGCCACUCAUUUUAAAGUAAGAGCAUACCCAACCAUAAUGUUUAUAAAAGGUGAAUUUAGGCAUGUUUACUCAGGUGAGAGGGUUGAGGAUGAUAUGGUAAAUUAUGCAAUGAGGAUGGCACAACCAGCAGUACAAAAAGUAUCUCAUGCUGACAGUUUGGGAUAUUUGAAGGAAACACACAAUGUAUUUUUUGGUUACAUUGGAAAACAGCAUGGACCAUUAUGGGAAAUGUUUUCUGUUCAUGCUGAAAAAUAUCAAGCACAUAGCUGGUUUUAUGCAUUGUCUUAUGAAAUAGCUAAAAAAGACUUAAGACCUCCAAACGAGACUGCUGUGUUUGUGUAUAAGGAAGAAGAAAUUUAUUACUUUAAGCCUAAUGCUGAUUUGCUGCAAGAUAGGGAUACCUUAAAUGUUACUUUAAACAAGUGGGUUAAUUCAGAAAGAUUUGGUUUCUUCCCAAAAAUAACAAGAUCGAACAUUAAUGAUUUGAUGGAUACUGAAAAAUUCAUUGUUAUUGCUGUUGUAUCAGAAAAUAAAUUAAAAGAAAUAUCUCAGACUGAACGUGAUUUUAAGGAUAUGAUUGAAAAUAUAAUAAGAAAUAGGAAACAUGAACUCCAUCAUCGAUUUCAGUUUGGCUGGAUGGGGAAUCCUGAGCUGGCUAACUCUAUAGCCAUGUCAGAAUUGACUGUACCUCAUUUGAUAGUUCUGAACUCCACUACUAGUCAUCACCAUAUGCCAGAUGAUGACCCAGUGCUUAUGACCCCAGAAGCAGUUUCGAUAUUCCUUGAUUUAAUACAUAAUCAAAUGGCACCCACAUAUGGUGGCAAUAGUUGGUUAGUUCGGAUGUACAGAGGAUUCUUUGAAGCUAGGACGACUCUUAUAAAUAUGUGGCAAGGCAAUCCUGUACUAACAGCUCUCGUGUUUGGACUGCCUCUGGGUUUUCUUUCCCUAAUUUGUUAUUCUAUAUGUUGCGCUGACAUACUUGACGCUGAUGAGGAGGAAACUCCCGAAACCCACGAGAAAAAGGAUUGAAGUUGAUGAUAGCAUACGCUAAAAUAGCUAUGUAAGAUAAAAUGAUGUUCCAGUUUAGUUUUUUUACAGAACUGUAUUUAUUGUAGAAAAUCAAAUAAGCAACACCAAAAUAUGCUAAUAGCAGAAAUCUGAUUAAUUAUACUUAAUUAAUAACUACCAUGUAAUUAACAUUGCAUGUUGUGCAAACAAUAUUGAAGCUAUGAAAUGGCAUCACCAUUUCAUAUA